UACUAGAUACCAUCUUUGUCUGGGGGUAUUUCUUAUAUAAGACCAUGCGAACGAUAGUCUCUUCUUAUUUAAAUUUCAAAUGAAGAAGUGAAAGAGCGAUGGAUCCGGGACAACUUUAUUACAACGACUGCCUUAGGAUGCGCUACGAAAGGAAACUCGGGCCGCUUGAGACCAUGUACCAUGUGUUUUAUACUCGCGGCGUCGACAUCUAUGCCCAGAUGGCCACUCUGAUGUGCAAAAAACCUGUAACACUCGAAGAGGUCAGCGAAGCUAUGGUUUGCUUGUUGAAACGACAUCCGAUGUUGCGAAUGACCAUCAAAGAGACAGAAGAGGAGUAUCCGGAUUUUAAAUUCGUCGAAAUGAAUCCCGUAAAACUCGAUAUUCGAAUUUCACGAAACCAUGACAAAGAAACUCUUUUACAUGAAGAAUCGUGCAAAUCAUUUGCUGUUAAGGAUGGUCCGCUUUGGAGGCUGACUAUCGUGGAUAACAAAGCUGAAUACCCUGCAAAUUCCAGUAGGCACGACUACGAAUUUUCAUUCGUGUUCUGUUUUCAUCACAGUUUGGCGGACGGCAUUUACCUGCGGACAUUAUUUUCCGACUUCAUUGAAUUCUUAGACAUGGUCCAAAGAGAUACAAUUAACUCAAGCUCCGUGAAAGAAAUCGAGAUGUUACCAGCCAUCGAGUCUCUUUUACCGUUACUAAGCCCCAGUCGAAGGGUUAUUUCUUCCGAGUGUAGCAGUGAGGAUUCUUCGAAAGUCGUUGACGCUCUUCAUGCGUACGAGGCUCACUUCUACAGUGAAAUACAGAAGUUAAAGAAUCGACAUCAAUCAACCAAGUCCAUCAGAUCGCAUUUGCAACCAACAAAGUCUAAAAACUUUCUAUUUCAGUGUAAGCAAAAUCACGUGACUGUUACAGGUGCUUGCAUAGCCGCUUCUUGUAUCUCCUUUGGACAGUUGAUCAAAGCAUCAAUUUCGAGCGAUAUCAAAGUCUUAAACAUUCCUGUGGAAAUUAUGGUGAAUAUGAGAAGAUAUACGCAACAUAAUAGCAUGUACCAGGCCUACCCCGGUGUAGCCGCUGUUCAUCUUCCACUAACAGUCAAACUUCCGCUAAGCGAGAACCUACAGGAACAUUUUUGGUAUCUCGCAAAACAGUGCACAGACGACAUCAACAACAUGCUAAUUUCGGGAUACCCGCUGGAAUACAUGUCAACAGAAGUUGUUCAUGAAAUUAAUUCGAAACCCCAAACUGGAAAAUCACCAUAUGUUCUGUGUAUAACUAAUAUGUCGUCUGUCGACGGAAUCGUGAAACCGAAACAGAGAAGUAGGUUUCAUUUGAAGGAAUUCCCCGCCAUGACCCAAAUCGGGAUCGACGACAUGCCGAUAUUUUAUGUCGGGAUUCUAUCCAUGGCCCAGGAGCUUCACCUGGAUAUUGGGCAUUGCCAAAGGUAUACGUCACAAUCAACAGCUGCCAAAUUCUCGUGGAAUAUUGUGUCCAUGCUGCAAAAUUUCAGCAAUUUGUAACAUCUUUCGGUGUGCACUUUACAGAUUACAGAAUGCCAGUGUUUCUCUUUCCCAAAGUUAACACCUUUCUCACUCACUCUCUCUUUCUCCAUAAACUAUCAACUUCGCGCGAUAUAUCUAUCUAAAAAUAUCAAGAGUACCAAACAAUUUGAAUAUUCAUUACUACAUUUCAAACAUUUGCUUUUGAAGAAUAAUCAACGAAGUGUUCUACAAGGUAAAAACAGUUGCGCUUAGUUUUCAUGAAUGAUAGUCAAAAAUAAAGAUUUCAUUAAAAAAUA
This is a messenger RNA of Ostrea edulis (European flat oyster), 1798 nucleotides long. RefSeq lists its product as uncharacterized. Bases 99 to 1520 code for a protein of 473 amino acids. Lineage: Eukaryota; Metazoa; Mollusca; Bivalvia; Ostreida; Ostreidae. The record is from RefSeq and is a predicted model, not a curated record. The transcript has 2 exons. Gene Ontology annotation, molecular function: catalytic activity.